Molecule: messenger RNA, 249 nt
Organism: Sungouiella intermedia
Lineage: Eukaryota; Fungi; Ascomycota; Pichiomycetes; Serinales; Metschnikowiaceae
Source: the annotation of a GenBank genome assembly
AUGGUUUUAGUUCAAGAUUUGUUGCACCCUAACCCAGCCACCGAGGCUCAGAAAUACAAGUUGAAGACUUUGGUGCAAGCGCCAAGAUCGUUCUUCAUGGACGUUAAGUGUCCAGGAUGUUUGAACAUCACUACCGUGUUCUCCCACGCUCAAACCGCCGUCACCUGCGAUGGAUGUGCCAAUGUUUUGUGCACCCCAACUGGUGGUAAGGCUAAGUUGACCGAGGGCUGCUCUUUCAGAAGAAAGUAA